CAUAAGACCUUCUAAAACACAGUCAAUUGAAUUAACAUCAGUCUCACGGUUCACUUUAUACACCCAAUAUCUACUAUUUGUUUUAAAUUACAAUGGGUGUGACAAGUUUACAGAUAAUUUUUGACAAUCCUACGGCUGUAUUUAUGCCUGGCCAAUCCCUUACUGGGAGAGUAUUGGUAGCUACUAGUAGUUCUGUAAAAAUAAGAGGUAUUAAAUUGAAAUUCCGAGGAGAAGCUAAAGUUUCGUGGACUGAACAAGAAUCUCGUAGAAGCGAUAAUGGCGAAACUGAAAACUACUCUGUCAAAUAUGAUGCUGAAGAAGAAUAUUUUGAAAAUAAAAUGACCUUGGUUGGAGGCGGAGGUGAAUCACAAUUAGAAGCYGGUGAACAGGUUUAUCCUUUUAAUAUUUCUUUACCUCAUCAGUUACCAUCAACAUUUAAUGGCGAGCAUGGACACAUCCGUUACAUAGCAAAAGUUACUAUUGAUAUCCCUUGGGCCAAGGAUAAAGAAACAGAAAAAACUUUUCAAGUUAUUUCUCCUUUAAAUUUAAAUGACGAACCAUCAUUAGCUGAACCCAUAAAAGAAGAAAAAGAAAAAUUUUACUGUUGCUGUUGCUGUGAGUCUGGUCCAACAACAUUGGUAGUCUGUCUUCCUUAUAGUGGUUUUGUACCUGGACAAAUAAUACCUCUUACUGUUGAACUAGAUAACAAUAKUAAUGUAACAAUUGAAGCUGUCAAAAUUAAAUUGAAACGAGACCUAUUAUUUAAAGCAAGACACCCAAGUGAAAAAACAAAUUCCAGUUCAUCUGAACUUGCAGUUUUACGUUUACAAGGUAUUGAAGCUCAUGCUUCAAAAACAUGGACGGAACAAAUGAUAGUUCCGAAUAGUUUGAUGUUCUCUAAUCUAAAGUAUUGUGGAAUUAUAACUGACCAAUAUGUAUUAAAUGUUGAAGCUGUUGCUGGMGGUAUGUAUGAAAACACUAAUGUUAAUGUGAAAAUUACAAUGGGUAAUAUUCCAUUAAGUAUUGCCCAAGAUGCACCACAAUUUGGUAUUCCAAUUCAACCACCUAAUCAAAAUGAUUCUUUAAAUGCCCAGUUCCCUACAAAUUCUACCAAUCCUAUAAAUUUGCCUGCUCCUAUUCCUGGUUUCGCACAACAAGUUCCACCAUAUGGCCAACCUCCUCUUACUUCUUAUCCACAACAAAUCAUGGACCCAACACAAAAUUCUGGUCAGCCAUCAUUGUAUCCUCAAAUGCAAAUGUAUAACCAAUCUCCAUUACCUUAUUCAGAUGUGAAUAUACAACAACCAGCAUUUAACCCAGCUUAUCCUUCUGCCCCUUCUCUKUAAUCUAGGAUAAUCAGGUUUCAGCUUGCUUUCAGAUUAUUAAGGAUCUUGUUAAAUAAUCAUAGUUACACCAUAUUUUUACAAAUUUAUUUAAAUAUUAUUUAUGUUACAUUAUAUAGUAUUUAACCACUUGUCUUGCCUUCUUGUUAGUGUAUUACUUAUUAAUUAUAUUAAACUUUAGUAGUUAUUUUUCAAAAUUUCAAUUUGACCGUGUAUUUUGUAAUAUUACUCUAUUCAGCAUAAGAAGCAACUUUUUACACACAACAGCUCCUUUACUCAAUCAAUCAAUAGCCAAUACACUGAACAAUAUUGUGCGCRCAUUACACAAGAUGUCUGCUCUUGUUGCUUCUAAUGUUAUGUAGAGAAUAGAUAAUCAUGAUUAGUUUUUAAUAAUUUGAUAAUUGUGCCUACUUCUAACUAAACAAUAUAAAAAAUAAAAAUAAUACUAUCCAAGAAUGUUGGAUUAAAAAACUAUUCAUUGAUUGAUAAGAAAUAUGAUGGUUUAAUUUAUAGUAUACAAUUCUUUCUAAAAUUGAUCCAUACAAAAUAAAUCAAAAUUAAUCUAUAGAAAUAUAAUUAA
Molecule: messenger RNA, 1923 nt
Organism: Diuraphis noxia (Russian wheat aphid)
Lineage: Eukaryota; Metazoa; Arthropoda; Insecta; Hemiptera; Aphididae
Product: arrestin domain-containing protein 3-like
Biological process (GO): protein transport
Cellular component (GO): cytoplasm
Source: RefSeq, a predicted model, not a curated record